AUGAUUUUACCUCUGAUCCUGCUUGUGGCAUGCAACACCUCCAGCGCAUUUUUAUUUGGAAGUUCGAAAUCGGCAUGCUCCUGUCCAUGUGAGAUAAUUGCUUGUCCAAUUUAUCCAACAUGUCCACCGGUACAGAACUGCCCUGAGCAGAAAUCAGAUUGUUGCCCAACGUGUGAAUGCCAGAAGAAAGAGCGAGUGAAGAGGAACGCUGCUGUAUUGUCCCAUGGAGUUUAUGCAGUAAAUUCCACUGUAGUAUCUCACGGACGUGAACAGUUGUGGACAAGGAAGAAACGCGAUGUUCAUGAUGAGGUUGUCAAGAUUGACGCAAAUUGCAAUAACGAGGAUCUCAGGUCUAUUAUUAUAGAGAACAUUGAUCGCAUUACCUCUUUGUCGAAAAGACGCAUCCAGACAGAAGCAGAGAAACGUCUCGGAGGAAGAUACAACGUGAUCUGUGCUCGGGGUGAUUUUUCCUAUAUCACGAACACAGAGCAGUAUUGCCAGCAAACAGUCGGAGAUGUGACUUGCUAUGCCUUCAAGCAGCUCUCAGACGCAAUCCGUGCAAGACUAGCAUAA
Cylicocyclus nassatus is the source of this 573-nucleotide messenger RNA. The record is from the annotation of a GenBank genome assembly. Lineage: Eukaryota; Metazoa; Nematoda; Chromadorea; Rhabditida; Strongylidae.